GCAUAUGAACUUGAUGAUCUUGUGUGCUUCCGACAAAUUUACGAGGAGGAGGGCGGCCUUAUUAACAAAUUCUAUCAUAUCAAUUUGACUGCAAAAACCAAAGGAGAUGAUGGUUUUCACAGUGGCGUCGACAAUCUAUUCUUUGGUGAAGUCACACGAAUAGAAGGCAAAAAUGAAGAAUACAUGCUCAAUUGUCUCUGUAUGGUCAAACCUAUUGACAAUGGUCGACGCUAAGGUUGUACCAAGUACGGGGAGUAUGAUUUGAAGCAUCCUGAUGAUGCUGAUAAAUACAAAGGUGGCCACUCUACCCCAUUCAUGCAAUGUCGUGGUAUGAAUCAUAUUCCUUUCUUGGACCCGGAUGUACCUGUAUACAUCCGGAGUAAGCAGGAUUGGUUGGAGGCGGAGAAGGCUAUGUUGGCGAAGAAGGAGGCUAAGAUAAGAUUUAUAUAUGAGUGCCCUGGUGAUUCUCCUAUUCAAGCAAAAUUGGAUGGUGCAAGAAUGCCUGCUGGUUUGGCCAAGGGAGGAGACGGUGCUGGUUUGGCCAAGGGAGGAGUGGAUGCUGGCUUGGCCAAGAGAGGAGAGGGUGCUGGCUUGGCCAAGAGAAAUGAUCACCAGGGAAGUGUGAAGUACAUUGUACCUGCUAGACGUGGGCUGACCGCAGACAACCUCGAACGCCGGGGAUGGCCUAAUCAAGGCACCUGCGCCUUGUGCAGUCUUGCUCCGGAAUCAUGCGGCCACCUCUUCGUGCACUGCUCCUUUACAGCGGAGGUUUGGCAGCGCUUCCGGACCUGGGUGGGUGUACCCUUUCCGACCCCUGCUGCCGACGACAAGGGUACGGAGGACUGGUGGCUUCGUGCGAGGAAUGCAGCCCCGGAACGGUUUAAGAGGGACUUUGAUGCGGUGGUGAUUCUGGUGUACUGGCGUCUCUGGAAGGAGCGUAAUGCUCGUAUCUUUGAUGGCAUCGCAUCGUCUCCGGACAGGGUGGUCGAAGCGAUCAUUGAGGAUCUGCGAUCCUGGCGUGAGGCAGGCUGCGUCGCCACCACCAUAGCCUUUUAGAUGGCGUGCUCGCGUUGUGCUUGUGCUGCAGCAACAGGUCUGAGUCAUGGCUUGCUUGCCUUGCCGGUAGGGGCUCUCUGUUUUAUGGCGUCCUGUGUUUCAGGCACUUGGCCUCGAGGCUUCGCUGUGGCAUUUGCCCUGUUUGUACACCUGGCGGCCAUCGCCGCUCUGUAACUGUUCUUUCUAAUCUUAAUAAAGAUCGGCUUCGGCCUUUCGAA
Messenger RNA from Hordeum vulgare subsp. vulgare (domesticated barley), 1274 nucleotides. RefSeq lists its product as uncharacterized. The coding region runs from base 316 to 1056 and encodes 246 amino acids. The record is from RefSeq and is a predicted model, not a curated record. The transcript is spliced from 3 exons. Lineage: Eukaryota; Viridiplantae; Streptophyta; Magnoliopsida; Poales; Poaceae.